Molecule: messenger RNA, 714 nt
Organism: Phanerochaete carnosa HHB-10118-sp
Lineage: Eukaryota; Fungi; Basidiomycota; Agaricomycetes; Polyporales; Phanerochaetaceae
Exons: 3
Coding region: 1-714 (237 amino acids)
Biological process (GO): transmembrane transport
Molecular function (GO): transmembrane transporter activity
Source: RefSeq, a predicted model, not a curated record
AUGCCGGUAUACUUCCAGGCCUGCCGGGACGCCUCACCCAUCCGCUCCGCAGUCGAUACUCUCGGCCUAUGUCUGACUGUUAGGCCGGCCCUUAUCAUCAGCGGCAUUGUCAUCGCCGCAACCAAGACGUACCACGCGCAGCUCGUUGUCGUCGGCGCGCUCUCGACGCUCACCACUGACAGCUCGACGGCGCACGGCAUCGGCUUCCUCAUCAUCAUGGGCAUCGGCAGCGGCAUCUUCUACUCUGCGGCGUACUUCCCGGUGCUCGCACCGCUGCCCGCCUCGGAGAAUUCCCACGCACUUGCGCUCUUCGCGUGCUUCCGCUCAUUUGCAGGCGUCUGGGGCGUGACAAUCGGUACCGCAGUGCUACAGACGCAGCUCACGCACCGCCUGCCUGCGGCCUUCCUCGCGCAGUUUCCGGGUGGUAUCUCGCUCGCGUACGAUGCGGUUGCCGCGAUCCGCAUGCUGGAAGAGCCGCUUAAGCAAGAGGUGCGUGUCGCGUUCGCGCAGAGCCUCCGCAUCGUCUGGGAGGUCUCGAUCGGCAUCGUGGGCCUCGGCUUCCUCUCGACGCUCCUCAUGAAGGGUCUCCCGCUGCACACGCAGAUGGACGAGAAGUGGGCGCUAGAGGCCGCGAAUGCCGCGCGGCCGGUCGGCGUCGAGCUUGAGCCGACCGAGAAGCCAAAUGGAACGGUGCAGCAACAGGCGAACAGGUAG